AUGGUGCGGGGCCGGUUCUUACUGUUUUCUUGUGUGUCAGAUGAUACAGGAAAUCGACUUCGGUUCCAGCUGGAGUUGGAGUUCGUUCAGUGUCUGGCGAAUCCAAAUUACCUGAACUUUCUUGCACAAAGAGGGUACUUCAAAGACAAAGCUUUUGUAAACUAUCUUAAAUAUUUACUUUAUUGGAAAGAACCUGAAUAUGCAAAAUACCUGAAGUAUCCUCAGUGUUUGCAUAUGUUAGAGCUGCUCCAGUACGAACAUUUCCGCAAAGAACUGGUCAAUGCUCAGUGUGCUAAAUUUAUUGAUGAGCAACAGAUACUUCACUGGCAGCACUACUCACGGAAGCGAAUGCGCCUCCAGCAAGCACUUGCAGAGCAGCAGCAACAAAACAACACCUCUGUGAAAUGAAAAGCUCUUGGAAGAGUGUUAAGGUAUACUCUCUGUCAGUCAAAGGAUUUACAGGAGAGCAAUGAACCCUUUUCUAGGUUUGGCUCUGGGUGUUUGUGCAUUUAAUUUCCAAUUUAUCAAGUGACUGGGGAUUUUUUUCUUUUGUCAACUUUAAA
Merops nubicus (carmine bee-eater) is the source of this 563-nucleotide messenger RNA. It is a transcript of the gene MED31, whose product is annotated as mediator complex subunit 31. Gene Ontology annotation, biological process: regulation of transcription by RNA polymerase II. Gene Ontology annotation, molecular function: transcription coregulator activity. The record is from RefSeq and is a predicted model, not a curated record. Lineage: Eukaryota; Metazoa; Chordata; Aves; Coraciiformes; Meropidae. Gene Ontology annotation, cellular component: core mediator complex; mediator complex.